This is a messenger RNA of Prorocentrum cordatum, 330 nucleotides long. The record is from the annotation of a GenBank genome assembly. Lineage: Eukaryota; Dinophyceae; Prorocentrales; Prorocentraceae.
AGGGCCCCGGCGGUGGACUGCCGGACGGAGCAGCCGCAGCAGCCUGAGACACCGCAGCUGUUCCAGGCAGUGCUCGAGGCAAAGCCCAAGGCCUCGGCUGGGGCCGAGGGGCCGAGGAACGUCGGAUCCGUCGGCAUCUACGUCUUGGUCGCCAACGCCGAGGGCAGCGCGUCCGUCUUGGCCCGCCGUCGGGGCCAGAAUGUUGGAUCGCGGCUCGAGAUCGCCGCGCCAGGCGGAAUGGUCGAGCGGGGGGGCAUGGGUGAUGGGGCCUCGGACGGCGCCGCUAGAUUCGCGGCCUGCAGGGGGCUCGCAGGAGAGUCUGGAUUGGAG